AUGAACAGCCUCGGCCGCAGUGACAAGUUCAGCGGCCUCUUUCCCUUCGAGUCCGGACCGAAGGAAGCGUUUGGACCCACGAACCAUGAGAUGAGGGAAUCGCACAACCGUUCCAUGUCCAUGGCCGAGGAUAUCAACUCGCUGCGCAGUAACCUACUCCGCGACCUCGACUACAGGCUGCAGAUGCACCUGUACAGCCCCUACCUAUACCCACAAGCCGCCCAAUCGCAUUCCACUCCCCAAGCUCCGUCAUUGGAUUACUGGCAGGCUCAGCUUUCCUAUCAGCCAGCUGGAGGUUUGCCACCUGUGCCGACUCACCAGAUGCCAUACUACUACCCGUACACACAGCCAGUCCCAUUCCACCCAUAUCCGCAGCCACCGCCUCCGUCUCUCCCACCCCUCCAGGUACCUUCGUUCGAAGUAGCCCCAGCCGUCCUCGGUAGCGGGGCUUCAUGGUCGACCGCCUCCACCUUCCCAUUCGCACCACCGAAGCUUGCCCCAAGUAUCCCUUCCACCCCUAGCUGCGAUCACUUCGGGUGUCAAUGGCCCGGAGACAAGACUUCUCCCGCGGGGUCUGGGCGAGUGCAUCUCAAUGGCAGGGGCCUCCUCGAUGGACUUCGGAGCAAGGCAAGCCGCAGCCGCUUACUGAGACUGGAGGAACUGGAGAGGCGCAUUGCGGCCCUGGAGAUGGAGCGAUACCAACACCACGCCCCUUCGAUUCACGAGCGGGGAUCAGCAUCGCUCUUUCCGCCAAUGUCCUCGCAUACACCGGCCGCACCCUUCCUGACAAACGGAGGUCCGCCGACCAUCGCUCGGCAGCAGCCCUCCUUGGCUCAGCAAACGGCACCCUUCCUGCCUUUGCCUCUCACCUCCAUCCACAGCUUGCCUGACUCACCCUCGACUCGUCCCCGCCAUCUGAUGCCAUCAAGUAGAUCGGAGUGGCCACAUGCACCCCCAGCAAUUCCGUCCGAGGAGACAAAGGUGGAGCCUGCUCCUCUGGUACCUCAGCGCACUCGUCGCCCGGAUGAGUACUGGGGGAAUGUGUGUCAGGGCAUACAUGAACGACCUGCGAGUGAGCUGUCCUCUGGAUGGCUGGAGCUACCCAUCGCAACCACAGACCGCUCGGCCAGGAACAGGGGCGGAAAGCCUUGUUCCAACGGUUCGACCGAGCAGGAUUCGGAGAGCACGGACGACGAGAUGAUGCUAGCCAGAAAGUCGGUGGUCCAAGCUGUAUCGACAGAGGACAAGCCUGGUUCGUCAGCGCCCGUUCAGAACGAAAAGGUGGCAGUAUACAGUGAGAAAUCAUCGCAAACCGUUGACAGGCGUGUCACGGUCGAGGACGUCCCCGAUGGAUCGUAG
This is a messenger RNA of Trichosporon asahii var. asahii CBS 2479, 1359 nucleotides long. RefSeq lists its product as uncharacterized. The coding region runs from base 1 to 1359 and encodes 452 amino acids. NCBI's taxonomy places the organism in Eukaryota, Fungi, Basidiomycota, Tremellomycetes, Trichosporonales, Trichosporonaceae. The record is from RefSeq and is a predicted model, not a curated record. The transcript has a single exon.